AUAAACUGUUUUAAAAUGAAUUUUGUAUGCCAAGAAGGCGAGUAAUUGCAUUUGGAAUAAAACCUUCAUGUCGAGAGGAACACAUCGAGGUUCACCGACUUUACAGCUAUUACCCCUGGUCAUCGGGCUACUGGUAUCUAUCUAUCAAUCUCCCUUGGGGAGUCUUUUAACUCCGCUAAGUGCAGCCGACACUUUGGCGCAACGGAAUUAUACCACCCUCGCAGGUACCCAUUAACACCUGGUUGGAGUGAAGCAAUCGCAGAUUUGCAUAGCAAUACAAUUUUAAAAGAAUAUCUCAGAGAAAAAUGACACAGUAUCAAAACCAUUCAGUCCUUAUUUCGAACUUACUUGAUUACAAAGGAUAUGGAGGACGAAUGUUAUCAAUUAGAAGGAAAAUGCAAAGUAGUUAUGCAGAUGAUAUGAACAAAAAGAGUUCUUGGUUUGAAUUUAGCACAAUUAUAGUUGGAAGUAAAGCCGAGGGUCUUUCAGGUCCUCUUGAGAAUGAUUCUGAUAUUAUGAAAGUUCUAAAGGACACAGUCUGCAAAGAACAUUUUACUUCAGUAACAUACGAACGUGAGCAUCAAUUCAAACUGGCUUUGGAUCAUUCGCGCCCUGGUUAUUCAUUACUACAAACUAUUCAAAUUUGUAAUAGUGUUUGGACUGCCACACUACUUUAUGAAUCGAUGGUUGAACUGGCUCCGAAUACAUUAUACCUUUCUAGUGAAUUUUUAAAAAAUAAAAUAAAAGCGUUAAUCAUUGAUGGAUUAUGUAAAAUGCCCAGAAGUCAAGAGUUUGUUAACAUACAUAAUGAGACUCAAGGUCCUUCAAUAGUAUUUGAUUCCCCAGGACUAACUGAUACUGUUACAGCACUUAGAUGCGAAUGCCCUUCUUAUUUAUCGGCAUGGCUGUGUAGAGAAAGGAAUUAUCAAUGGCCGCCUAUUGCAGUCGUCAGAGAAGUUUCAAAUUUAGAUUCACACGUGGUUCCAGUAGGACAUACGGCUAGCUGUUUUCAAUUCUUAGAAUGGAGAAUAUGUUUCACCAAAGGAGAAAUUAGAUUGGUUCAUAGUUUAAAUGAUUGUCUUAUAAAAGUUUUAAUAUUGCUAAAACAAAUUGCUAAAGUUACAUUGAAACCUUUAAGUAAAGAUAUGUCUACCUAUCUUAUGAAGAAUGUAGUAUUCUGGUUAGCUGAACUAAAUGACUAUGAUUGUUUUACUCAAUAUGCAUUGAUAGUGGCACUUAAAAAAGCACUUGCCUACCUGAAGCAUUUUGUUGUGACGAACAAUUUUCCAAGCUAUAUGAUUCCGCAAAGAAAUUUGCUCGAAGGCAAACUAACACACUCACAACGAAUCAAAAUUUGUAUGAGAAUUGACUCUCUUCUAAAAGAAGGACCACACAUGGUGUUGAAAAUUGCAAAGAUCCGAACUGCUAUUUCAAUGUGUUACAAGUCACCAACUGUAUUUAGUCGAAUUUCAAUGAAGUUACAUGAGAUACAUAUUAUACUUUAUCUAUUCGCUCACCUUUAUAUUCACUCUCUACCAGAAACUCCACAUAAUUUGGCCGAUACAACAAGAAGUUAUUUUUCAAGUAGAAUAGCGGGGUUUAUUCUUUGUAGACUCUCUUCGUCUAUGUUGGACGUAGAACAAUGUUACAAAGACCUAGGCUACUUUAAAUUUAGUGAUUCUGGUGAUAAUAUUUCUUCUCUAAUUUCUGAAAUGUUAUGUUAACAUACCUUAACAGAACCCACAAGUGAUAGAUUGUGACCUUGAAAAAUAUUCUUAUGAAGAAGCUUUAUUGCAUUUCCCCCUUGAAAUUUCAAAUAAUAAGUCUACCAUAACAUUUUUAUGCUAAUGUGCUGCAGGUAAAAUCAUGCUUGUUAACCCGGGCAAAAUUUGCACACAAUUUAAACUUUUAUUUUCUGGAAGAUUCUAAACCAAAAAUUUCUCCAAAGCUUCCCUCCCGAAAAACUCCAAAUUAUAAGAUGACCGCCAUCAACUGAAAAUGUUCAUGUUAAAUUUAUAAAAUUAAAGCAUUUAUAUUAAUUAAUAUAUUGGAUGGUGGUUUGGGUUAACAGAAUUAGAGCUUUUUAAAGGUGGGGUAUAGCACAAGAAUGAUUUUCAUAAUAGAGUGUAUAAAUGCUGGACAUAUAUAAAUAUAUCACGACUAGGGGGCCGUGAGGGAUGUUGCACUUAUUCAUUAUCCCUCAUGUACAGACUCAAUCAAACUGAAUCUGCAGUUGUCAUGUAAUUUUGUUGUCAUUAAUGCUUCCGAGGGAUCACUUUCUUUCCAGAUUUUUUUACAUGGUACAAAGAAUUGAUGAUGAAAAGAUGAUCUUAUUUUAUCUCUCGUAUUUGAUUUAUCAAGAUGGAGGGUGAUCAAGUGAAAUAUAUCAAUUCUGUUUGCUAACUUGUUAUAUCUGUCAAAAUUUGCCUAAACAACAUAUACCAUGUUCCGUGCAAAUAUAUUCCGAUUCCAGUGAUAUAAAACUUUCUUGUUAUGCUUGCCAAAUUUAAAUACAUGUAUGUUAGUUUUGUUAAUUUUCGUUUAUUACUCAAUUUGUUUGUUAUUCAUUUAUCCUUUCUUUAAAUUCAAUCGAAUCGCCGUAUACGUCAGAUACAAUGAUAGUAUUUUUUCCAAGAGUGUGUUCAUACAUGUGAAGAAGACUUUGCCUCGGACAAUUUGUUAUUUAUCCUAGUAUACUGUCUUGAUACGUCUUUUAUAAGACACUUUUGAAAAAAAGCUGGUACUGUAUCCAUUACUUAUUAAACAUUUUGACAUAUUAAAACUGUUUCAAGCAGAAUUUGAAAUAAUGUUUCAAUACUAUAGAUACAAGAUGAUAGAUUUUAAAGUAAAAUACAAAUUAAGACAAAAUACUCAAACUUUUAAAAGAUAUAUACUAACAUUUAGAUAAUUUCAAGGACCUUGUCUUUGUUUGUAUGUAUAUGUAUGUUGUCAUUCUAUAACAUACGAAUAUCGCAAAUGGAAAUUGUUUAACAAUCUCAUUGUAUAUAUGUUUAGUUAUGUACAAUAUUUGUGAAUAAAAGAA
Molecule: messenger RNA, 3043 nt
Organism: Ruditapes philippinarum (Manila clam)
Lineage: Eukaryota; Metazoa; Mollusca; Bivalvia; Venerida; Veneridae
Exons: 3
Coding region: 306-1724 (472 amino acids)
Source: RefSeq, a predicted model, not a curated record